Lathyrus oleraceus (garden pea) is the source of this 1308-nucleotide messenger RNA. Its product is annotated as vesicle-associated protein 1-2. The coding region runs from base 205 to 1125 and encodes 306 amino acids. Gene Ontology annotation, biological process: endoplasmic reticulum membrane organization. The record is from RefSeq and is a predicted model, not a curated record. Gene Ontology annotation, cellular component: endoplasmic reticulum membrane; plasma membrane. The transcript is spliced from 8 exons. NCBI's taxonomy places the organism in Eukaryota, Viridiplantae, Streptophyta, Magnoliopsida, Fabales, Fabaceae.
AGAUGAAAUUAUUUGGUACAACCGCAGAGGGUGUGAGCCCCACCCACUCCCACUCACGACGUAACCGACCCCAACCAUCCCAUUCUUCAAUCUAACAACUCUCUUCUCUCUUGCAUUCCAAACUUCCCUUUCUUCCCUUUCAUUUUUCAAAUUCCAAAUCUUCAUUCUUCUUCUUCUUCUUCAUCUUCUUCAACAACAAUACUCAUGACUACAGAGCUUCUUCAAAUCGAUCCUUCCGAACUUAGAUUUGUCUUUGAAUUGAAGAAACAAAGUUCAUGUUUGAUUCAACUCGGAAACAAUAAUGAUCACUAUAUUGCUUUUAAGGUUAAAACGACGUCGCCGAAGAAGUAUUGUGUUAGACCUAAUAUCGGCCUCAUCAAGCCAAGGGAGAAAUGUGAUUUUACUGUUACUAUGCAAGCUCAACGUACUGCGCCCCCUGAUAUGAAUUGCAAAGAUAAGUUUCUUAUUCUAAGUACAGUUGUUCCAUUUGGAACUACUGAAGAUGACAUUACAUCUGAUAUGUUUGUAAAAUACAGUGGAUAUAUUGAGGAGAAGAAACUGAAGGUAGUCCUCAUUAGUCCACCGUCUUCGCCAGUUUUGCUUCCGGUAAAUGGUGAUAUGAAACAGGAUCCGUCUUACCAAAUUAAUGUGCUAAAAGAUAGGGUGAUAAGUGGAAUUGAAAACAUACCUCCCCCUCUAAAAACUUCUGCGGAAGUUAAAGGUUUGGAACCAGUCUUAGAUACGGGAGAGGAGAAAUCAAAUGAGGAUAAUGUCCCGAGACAUGCUGAAAACGAGGGUGAUAUGAAGCCAGCAAUAGAUGAUGAUGUGCAGUUGAAUUUAGCAAAGGGUUGUGAGGAGUUGAAAUCAAGACUUUGUUUGAUGGAUUCAAAGUUAAGAGAGGUUAGAGCUUCUGAAUUUAGAUUAAGCAUUAUGAAUGCUGAGGUAGCCAUGAUGAAGUUGAAUGAGGAGAAACACACAUACAAUAAAGAAAAAGAUAUGCUAAAGAAAGAAUUGGAGGCACUGAAGAAGAAAAGUAACGUGAAAGUUCAGGCAGGCUUUCCAUUACUGUUUGUCUGCAUGGUUGCUAUUGUAGGUGUGGCAGUUGGAUACUAUAUUCAGCCAUAAGGCAUAGAAUUGCUUGCGUAUGAUAGAAGACGUUCUGAAAACUAUGGUUUCUCUGUAAUUGUUCAUUAUGAUAGUUUCACUAUGAUAGUUUUACUUGAUCGAUGUGUUAAUAUGUGACAUGAGAAUGUGUGUAAAGUGAACUACACCUAUCAAUAGAAGCAUAUAAUAAGCAGCCUUAUGAUA